CGAUACUUGAACCACAGAGGCUUAUCUGUGGAUUCGUUGGCCCAACCCCAGUAUACCUCCCACACUUUAAUGAAUUUGAUUAUUCAUAUGUCGGGUAAAUUGGCCCUCCACAGAAACCCUCUUGCUCUACAAAGAGUCUACUCAGAGUAUCCACUAACCAAUUCCGUUGACCUGAAGCUGCUAAGAGAGAUUAGGACACGCAACCGUCCGGAAACAUGGUUAUCAGUGGUGAAUUUGAAUAUCACACACUAUCUAGGAGUCGGGUAUACCCUGGCUACCUUUCAAGCGGACGAUCACGUCUACAGGGUCCCACAAACUUGGAUUAAAGAACACAACACGUUGGUCAUGAACAUUAUAAAGGAAUUGCUGAAUAACCCCCAGGAAACAACGAUCUCGUCGUUGGAAACCCUGCUUCACCUAUUGGUAGAUUAUUUGGACCAAGACAAGGCUAUUAUCGCCACUUCUCAAAUAUUUGGACACCCUGAAAUGAGUCCUGUAGAGAAGGCUCGGAAAUUGCAGAUGCGGAUGCAGUUAUACGAGGUGAUCUUGAUGUGCUACAACAUGUUGGUUAUUUCCAUAAACGGCGAAGGGAGUGGUGCACACAUGCCCCAUGGCGAAGAACGAGAGAGGCUUUAUCGCUAUUACGGACUAAAAUGCGUCAAAUACGCCUUGUGCUCUCUUGCCAUAUACCGCCAAUUUCUGGAAUUUCUUCGCCUGAGCGGUGAACCCAAACACGCAAUCAGAUGCUUCCUGACAAUUCAGCUUGAAAGCUUAGUGCCCAGGGCUUUGCUUACCCUUAUUAGUUACUUAGUUCGAUCUACCUGGACUGACCAAUCCAGCUUGCAAAGACUGUGGCGGAAAGACGUCUUUACCAGCUUCACCCUCGACAGACUAGAGAAUGGAUCCGAGCACGAUGAACCUAGCUUAAAGGCUUCCAGCGAGCCUUUGGAAUCCUUGUUGGCCGACCGUGGCUGCUUAUUGGAGUACGGUAAAAUGAUUGUGCAGCGGUGCCAAGACGCUGAAGAGCCAUGUUUGAUUCAGAUUUCCUGGGCUGUACCAGUUUUCCAGGCAUUAGAGCUCCGAUUGGAGCUAUUUAUGCAACUGCUAGAAGAACAGAGACGCCAAACAUCCCACCUAAAUGGCACGUUCACAGCUGCCGAAAGAGUCCCCGGAAUAACACUCCAAGGCUUACAGGAUGACAACCUCCCCCAAAGUUAUUCGCCCCGAGCCUUCUCCUCCACGCAAGUUAAAAUGAAAGAGAGCUUACCGGCCUUCCAGGCUCAACCAACCCAGUCAUCUCUCAUAGGACGUCCAUCCUCCGGUUAUUACCCCACGGUGUAUUUCCCCCAUUCCGAAGGUGUACCCAUCCAUUUCCAGAGAGCAACGAUCGAACAGGCUUACCCUCCGGCACGCGAACUACAACAAACCAUUUACCACCCUUUUGGAACCUACCUGCCCCACAUAAACCCGCACGCUAUCUCCCAAGCUCCAACUCCAUUUGACCCGUCGUUUAUUCUUCCAAAUCAAUAUAUGCCGUACUACCUGUCAUAUACAGCGCAGUCCAGCCAACAAGCGGAUUUCCAUGUUUUCACCCAGCCUCCACCUCUGUAUUCGAAUCCUACUUCUCAAAGGCCAAACACCGAAGCCUUUUUCGGAGACCCCAGAAAUGCGCCCAACCAGCAAAACAGAUGGGAUGUAUAAAUCUAAUUUAUGUCUAAUAAGAUUUACGGAACCUUUUUACCUUAUAACCGAGCUAUGCGACAUGUUACGAUGAUACACCGGUAGAAAUGAGAUAAACGU
Molecule: messenger RNA, 1800 nt
Organism: Babjeviella inositovora NRRL Y-12698
Lineage: Eukaryota; Fungi; Ascomycota; Pichiomycetes; Serinales
Exons: 1
Coding region: 88-1701 (537 amino acids)
Source: RefSeq, a predicted model, not a curated record